Messenger RNA from Xenopus laevis (African clawed frog), 2470 nucleotides. It is a transcript of the gene mgrn1.S, whose product is annotated as mahogunin ring finger 1, E3 ubiquitin protein ligase S homeolog. NCBI's taxonomy places the organism in Eukaryota, Metazoa, Chordata, Amphibia, Anura, Pipidae. The transcript has 18 exons. Gene Ontology annotation, molecular function: ubiquitin-protein transferase activity; ubiquitin protein ligase activity. Gene Ontology annotation, biological process: endosome to lysosome transport; negative regulation of G protein-coupled receptor signaling pathway; protein ubiquitination. Gene Ontology annotation, cellular component: cytoplasm; nucleus; early endosome. The record is from RefSeq and is a predicted model, not a curated record. Bases 381 to 1916 code for a protein of 511 amino acids.
AGACAUCAGUAGAGGCCUUUGCAGGGACAGCACUACAUUAUAGGGGACAGAGAGGGUUAAACAGAAGUUCCGUGGUUGCUAGGUUACUAGAAGACUCCUCCCAGCUGUUUCCGGAACGUACCAUUCCUCAGCUGAUUCCAGCGGAAAUGUAAUGCGCCUCUCGCUUCUUUUGUUUUUAUUGGUGACGUAUUUGUGUUGCUUCUGCGCACUUCCUCCUGGGACUUGUAGUUUUUCCGCUAAUGACUCGCAGUGUUACAGGCUGUGAUUGGAGUGGGCGGGACUACAGCGUCCGAUAGUCACUGCGCUCGUGUGGAAUCUUCACUGGAAGCUGAUUGUUUGUCCGAGAGAGGCCCGGGGAUCUGAGUGUGAGUGGGCAGGUGAUGGGGGCCGUAUGGGGCCGGAGAAUGGCGGGGGUUGAAGAUAUCGAUAUUCAGGCAAAUUCCGCUUAUCGUUAUCCCCCCAAAUCUGGAAACUACUUUGCCAGUCACUUCUUUAUGGGUGGAGAGAAGUUUGAGACCCCACACCCAGAAGGUUAUCUUUUUGGGGAGAACAGUGACCUGAACUUCCUCGGGAACCGGCCCGUGCAGUUUCCUUACCUAACUCCUGCCCCUCAUGAACCAGUGAAGACUCUGCGCAGCCUGGUUAAUAUACGCAAGGACUCCCUGCGGCUGGUCAGAUAUAAAGAUGGAGCUGACAGCCCUUUGGAGGAGGGAGGGAAUCCGCGUGUUCUGUACGGCCUGGAGUUCACUUUCGAUGCCGAUGCUCGAGUGGCAGUCACUGUGUAUUGUCAGGCUAGUGAGGAGUUCUCUGGGGGUGUCGCUGUGUACAAUCCCCGCAGCCCUUCCCUGCAGUCACAGACCGUGUAUUUCAAGCGCGGCCUAAGCCAACACUUCUCUCUCACCUCCUUCAAGAUUGACUUCUCCGGCUGGAAAGAUGAAGAGCUGAACUUUGAUCUGGAUAAAGGGAUUGUUCCACUUGUUAUCCAGGCAGUGGUGGCCGAGGGAGGAGAAGGAUCUGCUCAUGCUCAUGUGCUCCUGGCUGCAUUUGAGAAGCACGUGGACGGCAGUUUUUCAGUGAAGCCUCUGAAGCAGAAGCAGAUAGUGGAUCGGGUCAGUUACCUGUUGCAGGAGAUUUAUGGCAUUGAGAAUAAGAAUAACCAGGACACAAAGCCGUCGGAUGAUGAGAACAGUGAUAACAGCAAUGAGUGUGUGGUGUGUCUGUCUGAUCUGCGGGACACUCUCAUCCUGCCCUGCCGACACCUCUGUCUGUGCAACUCUUGUGCCGACACCUUGCGUUACCAAGCCAACAACUGCCCCAUCUGCAGGCUGCCGUUCCGUGCUCUUCUGCAGAUCCGAGCUGUACGGAGAAAGCCAGGGCCCCUUCCUCCCAUUUCUUUCAGUCCAGUUCUGGCUCAGAGCCUGGAUCAUGAUGACAGCACUGGUGCUGAUAACAUUCCCCCGGGGUAUGAACCCAUAUCCUUGCUGGAAGCCUUGAAUGGACUGUGCUCCCCCCCGCCCAGUGCUCCGCUCUAUGAAGAAAUUUCCUACAGUGAGGGGCUUCCAGCUCGAGGACCCCCAGAGAACAGCCACCACAAAGCCAAGCACAUUAAAAGCACUGACAGUGGCCUGAGAUCUCCCUCGUCUCCUAUCCAUGAGGAGGAUGAAGAGGUAUCGGCUAUAUCUGACAGUGAGAGACCAGCUGUUGUGGGGUCACUCAGCAGAGACUCCUCCCACACAGAGAGUGUCUCUGCGGCUGCUACACCAGAGAUCGUCUCUACUCAUCGAGGAUCUCAUGUUCAGCCUCCCCCAGAAGUGCACAAAGACAACGUUUCUGAUCCCCUGGAGCUGAAGGAGGAAGGAACCCAGGAGGGAACAGUUCUAGAGCCUGACGCUUGCUCCAUUGGGAUUGAUGAGUGACAGGUGCGGGUCCCUCAAGGGUCCCGGGAACAUUUCCCCCCUAUUUCCUCCACGCGGAUCAAUUUGCCCAAUGUUUAUAUGGUAUACAUUCCACAGCAGCUGGUGGAGGGACCCACCUUUCUCUUUGUGACUGUCCAUAAGGGGAGUAGUGUUACUGUUUGCUUGGCACCGCCCCCUCACCAGCUUUAUGUGCCACGUGGCAUCUGUCCGUGUGUGUUUGUGUGACUGUAGCAGUGUCUAUUGGGCUACGUCAGCCAGUGCUUUGGCUUCUCUGUGCACUGAGGGGUGCAGUCUCCCCAAAUUGUCCUGGUGGGAUAUGUCCUGACCCAGCUGAUUGUCAGGGCCUCGCCCACUCACAUGUAAUAAUUAACCAAAAUCAAGAAAUCUCCUGGAGUCCAAUUGUAGGACACAGGUUUGACUGUUUGAGAAAUGAUUGUUUUGUUCCUGUGAAGAGCUAAUGAGUUAAUUGAAUCCCUCGCCCUAAUGCUAAUGGAUUGUCUCUCUGUGCCGGCUCUUAAUUACUGACACAAUAAAGGCCAAGACUUGUUCUUUUA